ACAGAAUCAGUAAGAGACAUUCUUUUUGGCUGAACAAUCUGUAAAAAGUGAAGGAAAUAGUAACUGCACCUCAUCCCAGCCGUCAAGGAGCAUGGCAGGAUGCAACACUUCCCAAACCCUAUAUCCAGCUGGUGUACAAACUGAUCCACAUUAUCCAGAAAUCGAAGAUGAUUCAGCCAUCGACAUGUAAAAUAUUGAGUACAGAAUAUAUGAUGGCUAUUCGUAACAUGCAUUGCUUUUCAAGUCUAGAACCUACUUGUAUAAUCAAAUGAAAAAAAAAAACUUAUAUUGGUGUCUAUCGUUCAAUUUGUAAUAUUCUGCAAAACGUAGAAAAAACAAUAGCCAAAUAAAUGUUUGUGUAUAUCUUGCUAGCCAAUACGGGGUGUACGAUAAUCUAGCUCAAAAAACUAUUUUUUAACGGAUGUGUAUGGUAGUUCGCCAGUCGCCACAGAAAUAUGGGACUGGGAACCUUGGAUCUGACGCCUGACGGUGGUGGUGGUGGUGGUGCCGUGGUGGUGUGAAUAGUAAACAGUAAAACACACCGGUGUCCUGCUGGUGUCCACCUCCACGCUCCACCCUUCACCUGUGCCUUCCUCAACCAGUAGUAGCAGUGGUGUAGCCUGUGAUUGGCCCUCCACAGGUGGAGCACCAACACUCACUCACCGAGGCGAGGAGUCUCACGGGAACACUGCCAGAAGGACAUACCGUAGCUCUAUUGGAGUCUGUGCAAAGGAGGAGGACUAAAAGGAUACAGGGAACGAGGGAUAUACCUAUGAAGAGAGACUGAAAAAACUUAGUCUGGAUUCCUUAGAGAGACACCAGCCCAGCCCAGCCAGCGUCCAGUCUGCCGCCGCCGCCCCUGCCUGCCACCCACCGACGGCUGCCUGGCUGUCUGUCCUCCCCGAGGCUCCCUGCAGGACUGGCCGUGGCGUGUGCUGGUGACAGUGGUGCAGGAAUGGAGGGUGUGAGGCCGGGCAGCGGCAUGGGUGGCCAGUGCCAGCAGCAGCAGCAGUCAGCCUCAGGUGUGGGGAGGCACAGGCGUGGUGGCAAGGAUCACCAGGAGACAGGCAGCUCUGGCCACACAGGACAGAGCAGGUUUGAGUGCCAGCAGUGUGACAAAACUUUUACCACCAAACAAGGCCUUGCCAGACACACCCUAGCACACAGUGGUGUUAGGAAUUAUGAGUGUGGUGACUGUGGGAAGAAAUUUGGCAGAAAGUCUCACCUCACCACACACAGCCUGAUACACAGUGCUGUUAGGAAUUAUGAGUGUGGUGACUGUGGGAAGAAAUUUACCCAAAAGUCUCACCUCACCAAACACAGCCUGACACACAGUGGUGUCAGGAAUUAUGAGUGUGGUGACUGUGGGGAGAAAUUUACCCAAAAGUCUUCCUUCACCACACACAGCCUGACACACAGUGGUGUUAGGAAUUAUGAGUGUGGUGAGUGUGGGAAGAAAUUUACCCAAAACUCUUCCCUCAAGAGACACAGCCUGACACACAGUGGUGUUAGGAAUUAUGAGUGUGGUGACUGUGGGAAGAAAUUUACCCGUAAGUCUAGCAUCACCACACACAGCCUGACACACAGUGGUGUUAGGAAUUAUGAGUGUGGUGACUGUGGGAAGAAAUUUAGCCAAAAGGGAAACCUCGCCACACACAGCCUGAUACACAGUGGUGUUAGGAAUUAUGAGUGUGGUGACUGUGGGAAGAAAUUUACCCUAAAGGGAAACCUCACCACACACAGCCUGACACACAGUGGUGUCAGGAAUUAUGAGUGUGGUGACUGUGGGAAGAAAUUUAACCGAAAGUCUUCCCUCACCAAACACAGCCUGACACACAGUGGUGUUGGGAAUUAUGAGUGUGGUGACUGUGGGAAGAAAUUUAACCGAAAGUCUCACCUCACCACACACAGCCUGACACACAGUGGUGUUAGGAAUUAUGAGUGUGGUGAUUGUGGGAAGAAAUUCACUCAAAAGUUUAAGCUCACCUCACACAGCCUGACACACAGUGGUGUUAGGAAUUAUGAGUGUGGUGACUGUGGAAAGAAAUUUAACCGAAAGUCUACCCUCACCACACACAGCCUGACACACAGUGGUGUUAGGAAUUAUGAGUGUGGUGAGUGUGGAAAGAAAUUUAACCGAAAGUCUAUCCUCGCCACACACAGCCUGACACACAGUGGUGUUAGGAAUUAUGAGUGUGGUGACUGUGCGAAAAAAUUUACCCAAAAGUCUGCCCUCACCACACACAGCCUGACACACAGUGGUGUUAGGAAUUAUGAGUGUGGUGAGUGUAGGAAGAAAUUUACCACAAAGUAUGGUCUCACCACACACAGCCUGACACACAGUGGUGUUAGGAAUUAUGAGUGUGAUGAGUGUGGCAAAAGGUUUCCUACCAUUUCUUAUCUUAAUAAACACACCUUCAGACACACUGGGUUGAGGGAGUUCAAGUGUGAUGACUGUGGCAAGUGUUUCAAGACAAAGGCUGAUAUUGCCAGACAUGUGAAGGUCCACUUUUGAGGUGGGGCCACAGCCGUGCCUGUGGUGGCGGCUGUGUCUGUGUGUGCUGUGAGGGAGUAAUGAGACAAGAAGCAGUUGUUUUGUUGGUGGCGCAGGUGUGCCUUUCAAUAAAUGUGUGUGUGUGUAACAUGGUGACAA
Messenger RNA from Portunus trituberculatus (swimming crab), 2653 nucleotides. Its product is annotated as zinc finger protein 814-like. Lineage: Eukaryota; Metazoa; Arthropoda; Malacostraca; Decapoda; Portunidae. Bases 956 to 2515 code for a protein of 519 amino acids. The transcript has 3 exons. The record is from RefSeq and is a predicted model, not a curated record.